This is a messenger RNA of Mercenaria mercenaria, 2053 nucleotides long. RefSeq lists its product as uncharacterized. Lineage: Eukaryota; Metazoa; Mollusca; Bivalvia; Venerida; Veneridae. The transcript is spliced from 13 exons. Bases 136 to 1968 code for a protein of 610 amino acids. The record is from RefSeq and is a predicted model, not a curated record.
AGAAAGUAGCGUCAUAAUACUUCAAUAUAGAAUAUAUGUCUCUUAAUGGAAUAUCCGUGAUUAAAUAGGACAUUUAAUCGGUGUCGCUAUUUAGGCAAACAAAUACUUGGAUGAAAAAGUAGUGUUAUGUAGUCUAUGAAUAUUCUUGACAAAAUGUAUUGUGUCAGGUUUAUUUGUUCAUGGUUUGUGAUAUGCUUUCUCACACGAAUAAUAAAUGCAGACUACUCAUGCCUAUGCAAUUAUCAAGUUGAGACACCAGUGUUUGGUGUCCAGGAUGCUAGUACAUCGCCCGUUGGAUACAUGUAUGAAUUUGACUGCAAGCCUUUGGCGACACCAAAUGGGCUUACCACCGGCUGGAGCGCAAUUAUGAAUGAAAACAAGAUUGCUUUUGUCCGGAAAGGCGAUGGUUUAAAUCUUCAAGUAUGUCAGGGAAGCGUGCCAUCUGAAGACAAAGUAACAACAAGGCCUGUUAACAACCUUGCCUCAACACUGAUGCCUAUCGUAACUUCAACCGUAGCUGUGACAACUAGAAUUGCAUCAACAACAACAACAACUGUAAAAGUAUCAAUUCCAGUUGACACAACACCAACAACACAGACAUCAUUUACAACAACACCUUCAACAACAACGAAAGCUAUAACAACACAAACUCCGACAAGUGUAAUGGCCAAUAUAACCACGGCAGGAAUAUCAACGACUAUGUCAAAAUCCGCAACGACUAUGCUAAAAAGCACAACAAGUCUAUCACAGACACUUUCUACACUAGCGCAAACAAAAACAUCAUCAUCAAUGAAACCAAUAUCAUCUGUCCAAUACUUACAUACAACACCAGAAAAAGGCAAUUUGAGUUUGUGUCCAACGGAUGUUACCAUGACGACCGAUGCCAGAUGGAUCCGACAAUACAAAGAUUUUUGCUACGAGAUUGUUUCAAAUCGAUACGAGGACUGGUAUGAUGCUUUAAAUGACUGCCACAGCAAAGAUGGUACAUUGGUAGAGAUCUAUACGGAUGAUAUACAGCAAUUCCUUGUGCAGUUCCAGAAGGAAGAGGGUUAUAUACAUCCCAUGUGGAUCGGGUUGCAGGAUGUGGACAAAGAAGAAACGUUUGACCAUUGGGAAACAGAUACUCCUCUGACAUAUGGAAACUUUGAUCCAAACAGAAAAAAUAACUACGCAAAUCAUGCUCAAGAGAAUUGUGUGUUGUUAGAACCAUCAGGGUUUUGGGAUGACUCAGUCUGUGAUGAUGUGGAGGCUGAGCAGGCUGAACGUGAUGGGCAUCCAGGGCUCCCGUUCCGCCAUUCCUGGAUCUGCCAAUACACCACUACAAAAAGACAGACAACAACACUGCCAACCCUCGCAUCUACUGCCUUGAUAACAGAUGUGACAGCUACUACAAAAAGACAGACAACAACACUGCCAACCUUCGCAUCUACUGCCUUGAUAACAGAUGUGACAGGUGACCUGCAACUCUGCCCACGUGUUGUAACGGAUUCAACUGACCCUAGCCUGAUUAGACAAUAUAAACAGUAUUGCUACGAACUUGUUCCACGUUACGGGGACUGGUAUGAAGCGAACCAAUACUGCCACGAUAGAGGUAAUGGGUUAAACGGACUGUUAAUCGAGAUUUAUACACAGGACAUACAACAAUUCAUUACAAAAGUGUUGUCUGACGAAGGUUAUACUCACCCUGUUUGGAUUGGACUGCAGGAUGUUGAUAAAGAAGAGAGCUUCGAUCAUUGGGAGUCCGACACACACCUGACAUACUCGAACUUCGACCCAAACAGGAAAGACAACUAUGCAAAUCAUGCUCAAGAGAAUUGUGUGUUGCUAGAACCAUCAGGGUUUUGGGAUGACUCGGUUUGUGAUGACGUGGAGGCUAAUCAAGCUGAGAAAGAUGGACACCCUGGUCUCCCUUUUAGACAUUCAUGGAUAUGCCAAUAUCCAAUACACCAGACACAAAUUAUCGGAUGAGUCAUUAGUUCGGAUUCCUUUUGACAGAAACAAUAUAGAAGUUUUCUAUCCUCUAUGUAAAGAUUAAAUAAAACCUUAAAAAGAA